GGUUUGAGAAGGGCGGGCGGAAGAGAAUGGUGAAGCAGGUGAAGAACGCUGUCAAGGCGGCCAAGCGCAAGCUCCACACUGGCAGGCGCGGGAAUCCGGGGAAUGCAGCGAAAUACAUUACUCGGAACAAGGCGCUCAAUCGGCUCCAAAUCAAGCUCCCCGAAUUCAGGCGGUUGUGCAUUCUCAAGGGAAUCCAUCCCAGAGAACCAAAGAAAAAAUUUGAAGGGCAGAACAAAACUUACUAUCAUGUCAAGGACAUAAACUUCCUUCUGCACGAGCCACUCCUCGAGAAAAGCAGGGAGAUUCGUGCUUACGAGAAGAAAAUUACCAAGGCCAGGGCCAAAUACAAUACAGACCUUGCGCAUCGUUUGCAAAAUAAUCGGCCAUCUUUCACACUUGAUCAUCUAGUCAAGGAGAGGUAUCCUUCUUUUAUUGAUGCCGUUCGCGACUUGGAGGAUCCUCUGACUAUGAUCCAUUUGUUCGCUACUCUACCGGCUGACACAACCCAUAGCGUUCCAUUUGAGCGGGUGCAUAGUUGUCGAAGGCUGAGUCUUGAAUGGCAAGCAUAUGUUACGCGAACACACUCUUUACGGAAAAUAUUCGUCUCUGUAAAAGGGAUCUACUAUCAGGUCGAAGUAUCGGGCCAGAAGAUCACGUACUUGACUCCACAUGUUCUCAAUCAGGUUCUUCCGGAGGACGUCGACUUUCGGGUGAUGCUUACAUUUGCCGAGUUUUAUGAGACGCUUCUGGGUUUCGUCAAUUUUAAACUUUACCAUUCCCUGGGAUUAAACUAUCCUCCAGUUUUGGAUCCUCGAUUGGAGCAGGCUGCUGCAGAACUCUAUGCACUGAUGAAGGACUUGGCUGGCGGAACUACAUCUGCCCCUCUCUUGGAAGAUGCCUCGGCGAAAGAAGACGAUGCUCCUGUUUCUGUGGACGAACAGCAAAGCCUAAUGGAAGCAGAAAACAAAGAGAAGAGGAUAGCGGAGUCUCAAGCAAGACUAGCGUCUUUGCAAGAUAGACUGAAGCAAAUAGAGAAGGAGAAGGAGAAGCCACAAGACGUUCCAGUGCAAGUCAAAACUGAAGCUAUGGACGUGGAUGACGUUAUCGAAGAUGAGGAUCUGGAAACACGGACCUGCAGGCGCUUGUUUCAAAAUCUCACCUUCUUUUUGGGGAGAGAGGUUCCGAGGGAGUCGUUAUUGUUUGUUAUUCGUUCUUUCGGAGGUGCAGUAUCCUGGGAUGGAGAUGGCGCCCCUUUUCCGGAAAAUGACGAAGUCAUUACACAUCAGAUUGUAGAUCGCCCAACACAAGGACACAAAUUUCUAUCGAGGCAUUAUGUCCAGCCGCAAUGGGUGUACGAUUGUGCGAACAACAGGAUCCUGCUGCCAACGGAGCCUUAUCUCCUUGGAAGGAUUCCUCCGCCGCACCUAUCGCCGUUUGUGGAUAACGAGGCGGAGGGACACGUUCCAGAGUACGCUGAUACCAUCAAAAGGCUGCGGCUUGCGGCGAACCAGCAGCUGGCGCCACUGCCAGGAAGUGAAUCCGGGAUCGAUGAAGGUGAACUUUUGGUUGCGGCUGCUGCUCGGCGUCGGGAAGAUCUUGAAGCCGAAAAGGAACGCGAGCUAGCUGCGAUGGAGAAAUCCUAUGCCGAAGACUUGAGGAGAGAGCUGGCGGGGAAAUCUUUCUCAGGAGAAGAGGAAGCUCUUGCGGAUGUGCCAGAAAGUGAGGUCCUUCCGCCACCGAAAGAGGACGAUCCCAAGGACAUGGCGAAGAUGAUGCUGUCCAGGAACAAGAGAAAUCUCUACCAAGCCAUGGAGAUGAGCAACACCAAGAAGAAGGAAGAAGUGAAGCUGAUCAAGGAAAGGAAGCGAAAGGCUGACGAGAAAGAAAGAAAGAAGAAGACUAGAACAAUGUAGAUCUACGAAGUAUAUUCACAAGAAGAUUCCUUGGACAAUAUUUUAGGGCAUGUGUUACCUGGACUGUGAUCCAGCCGUUGAAGUCGUAUGACGGCCCCGAUUGUAUCUUAAGCUUAAGAAGUGGUU
Molecule: messenger RNA, 2039 nt
Organism: Selaginella moellendorffii
Lineage: Eukaryota; Viridiplantae; Streptophyta; Lycopodiopsida; Selaginellales; Selaginellaceae
Product: pescadillo homolog
Exons: 14
Coding region: 27-1913 (628 amino acids)
Biological process (GO): ribosome biogenesis; maturation of LSU-rRNA from tricistronic rRNA transcript (SSU-rRNA, 5.8S rRNA, LSU-rRNA)
Cellular component (GO): nucleolus; PeBoW complex
Molecular function (GO): RNA binding
Source: RefSeq, a predicted model, not a curated record